AUGGGUGGCGCCGGCGGUGGGAGGAACGGGGUGGCGACGAGGCGGUACAACAGGUCCAAGGUGCCCAGGCUCAGGUGGACCAGCGAGCUCCAUCGGAACUUCGUCCGAGCCGUCGACUGCCUCGGUGGCCAGGACAAAGCUACUCCUAAGCUAAUUCUUCAGCUCAUGGAUGUCAGAGGGCUUACCAUUGCUCAUGUCAAGAGCCACCUUCAGAUGUACAGAAGUUCAGGACAUGACAUUAGAAAGAGAGAGGUGCAACCACGGCUAGGACAUCUGAAGCAUUCAUUCGCCAUUGAUGAGGGAGGCCCCAAGGAAUUCAUCUGCCCACCCAUGAAAAGGGCAGAGGCAGGGCCAGAAGCUGAAGCCACGGCCACGCACGAAAGCAUGCAGGGGAACAGUGACAUGGGGGCUCCUGGCACCCGGCGCUGCGGCGAUGAUUACACGCGAACGAUUCCCAUGGGCAGCAGCAGGAGGACAACCGACGGCCUCGGCGGAUGGCAGUGGCAGAGGGAUGCCGCUCGUGCUGCCACAGCCACUUCCACCCUGCGAGAUCUGGGAUUUUGGGUGCGAGGAACCGAGGAGCCCUUCAAGGUACGGCAGAGUGGCAGGUCCAUAGCGAAUCGUCUCAGCCCUGUGGUGAGGCAGCCAUCUUCCAAGGAGAUCAAGUGCGAAAACGGACGCUUCUUGUGUGGCACUGCUGCGAUUAGAGACGAAUCGGCCAGGAGACGUUCACCGUCGCGACCGUCGGCCUCCUCCAUCGACCCAAAAGCUGUGGCCGCUGUCUCCUGGCCCAGUGAAGAAGGCGGCUGCAUCCUCCCGCCGUUGUCGUCGUCGACCAGCUUGAGUGCAUGCUCAGGGCCGUCAGGCAGCUGCAUAUUCGCCAGGCAGAGAAGAGUUAACUUGGACCUGUCCCUGUCCAUAUGUGGAUCAUAG
Messenger RNA from Miscanthus lutarioriparius, 933 nucleotides. NCBI's taxonomy places the organism in Eukaryota, Viridiplantae, Streptophyta, Magnoliopsida, Poales, Poaceae. The record is from the annotation of a GenBank genome assembly.